This is a messenger RNA of Medioppia subpectinata, 1113 nucleotides long. The record is from the annotation of a GenBank genome assembly. Lineage: Eukaryota; Metazoa; Arthropoda; Arachnida; Sarcoptiformes; Oppiidae.
UCCGGGGAACCGAUCGGCAGAUCAUCUCAUGUCAGACACCAGUCAUUGAGUGCAGCACUCGAUGACAGACAACAGAUACCAACGAUUACUACUACUAGUCCUUCACUGCGGGCGACAAUAACUACAACAACCACUUCCAGUCCCGACACACAAUCGCUGAACAAUAAACGCCAUAAUGAUUCAGACUAUGAUAUCGUACUCAUUGGUAGAGUUCCGGCGCCCAAACGGCCCGCACGUUACCGAUCGGCCGUUGAUAUUAAGCCAUCGCUCAUAGACUCCAUACCUCUGGUGCCGGAAAUAGUCAACAAACCGCCCGUAGAGACCAUUACACUAAUAGACGCCAUACCUAUGGGGCCGGAAAUGGUCAACCAAUCGCCGAUUGACAUAAUGCCAGUGAUAAACACCAGCCCUCCGGAGCCGUCAAUUGUCCAUAAUCCUACACUCACAACAACCGGCGUUCAAAUAGACAUAAUACUGGACUCGACGUCUGGCCACAGCUCUGACGCCAGAGAGGGCUCGGAUGGCACCGACGGCGCCCCCAUAGCGGACAACACUAACACUACGUACGGGUGUCUGGAGACGGGUUGCCGGCGACGGUUCGCCGACCGACCGCUGAUGUAUCAACACAUGCGUGCCGUCCACUCCAGCCAAGGGUUCCCGUCGUGGACGGCACGCACGCCGGUGCCGUCAACUGUCCAAAAUCCUUCAAUCACAAGAAGUGGGGCUGAAAUCGAAAUAAUAACACUAGACUCAGAGCCGGACGUACGCCCCGCCGGUGGCACCCGUACAGCGCACAGCACCGGCACAUCACUGUCCGGUUGGUACGCGUGUCUUAUGAGUGGUUGCGACAAAACAUUUGCGGACCGAAUAGUGAUGUACCAACACAUGCGAGUCGUCCACUCGACCGAUCAGUUCGCCGACUGGACGGCCGCCACCGCAGCGCCCGGCGGUCCGCCUCCGGUGGCCAACACCAACGGAUCCCCGUCUAUGAAUCCAAUCGAGUUUGCACCAAGGUGCCUUACUUGCAAUAAAAGUUUUGAAUUGUUGGCUAUAUAUGACGAGCACAUGCGGACAGAUCACCCGUACUCCUGGUCAGCGCCGCCGCAAUUGCUA